Messenger RNA from Emiliania huxleyi CCMP1516, 237 nucleotides. RefSeq lists its product as hypothetical. Gene Ontology annotation, cellular component: vacuolar membrane. The annotation marks the transcript as partial. Lineage: Eukaryota; Haptophyta; Isochrysidales; Noelaerhabdaceae. Gene Ontology annotation, biological process: L-cystine transport. Gene Ontology annotation, molecular function: L-cystine transmembrane transporter activity. The transcript has 3 exons. The record is from RefSeq and is a predicted model, not a curated record.
GCUCGCCCGAUACGGUGGCUCGACUGGCUGGCGUACCUCAACGCGCUCGCCGCGGUCAAGCUGGGCGUGACGCUGGUCAAGUACCUGCCGCAGCUGCUGCUGAACGCGCGCCGCCGCUCGACUGCCGGCUGGGUCGCGGCUUUCCACUUAUGCCUCGCGCCCUUCUCGUUUAGGCAGCUGUUGCUCGACGCGGGGUGCUCGGACGACUGGAGCGCGGCGAGCGGAGGGCCGCUCUAG